This is a messenger RNA of Nelumbo nucifera (sacred lotus), 2753 nucleotides long. RefSeq names its product staurosporin and temperature sensitive 3-like b (gene STT3B). Lineage: Eukaryota; Viridiplantae; Streptophyta; Magnoliopsida; Proteales; Nelumbonaceae. Gene Ontology annotation, cellular component: membrane. The record is from RefSeq and is a predicted model, not a curated record. Gene Ontology annotation, molecular function: oligosaccharyl transferase activity.
AAUGCGCACGCUGUAUAUUCCAUGCGAGAGUGGACUUCUGUAUUUUUGUUCUACUGCUUGAUUCGAUAGCUACGUUUGAAGUCUAAAACCCUCUGAGCCAAAGCCCAAAAACACUCUACAAAACCUCUCUUUUAGGGUUGUCCAAUGCAGAUAACCACUUCGAGGAUUUGAUCGCAGUUAAAUUUUCACAUUAGUCUACUUUAUGUGAGGAUCUAGGGUUUAUAUGUGUUAAUUAUGGAAUGCCUGCGACUUUAAUCGAUCCUUAGAUCACAUUAGAUUCAAGCUAUUGGAAAUCCGAAUUCUCACGAUGGGUGCCAAAUCUGAAUCAAGUCAGACGCCAAUGCCUGCGCAAAGUGGCACAGUAGCCGAUCUAUUUAACUUUUCUCCGAAAGCGCUAAAGCUCAAGGUCAAGCAGCAGGAACUCCUGAUUCGUGUCAGCAUUCUUUGCCUCGUUUACGUCUUGGCGUUCAUCACUAGAUUGUUUAGUGUGCUUCGUUAUGAGAGCAUGAUCCAUGAGUUUGAUCCUUACUUCAAUUACCGAACUACGGUUUUCUUGACGGAGAAGGGAUUCUAUGAGUUCUGGAAUUGGUUCGACUCCGAGAGUUGGUAUCCGUUAGGUCGGAUCAUUGGAGGGACUCUCUACCCGGGUCUCAUGGUUACUGCGGCUUUCAUCUACUGGGUUUUGAGAUUUCUGAGGUUCGCAGUCCAUAUCCGGGAGGUCUGUGUCUUAACUGCCCCGUUCUUUGCAUCUAACACUACUCUGGUAGCUUACUUCUUUGGCAAAGAGAUUUGGGAUUCCGGGGCUGGGCUUGUUGCUGCUGCAUUAAUUGCCAUAUGCCCAGGUUACAUUUCGAGAUCUGUGGCCGGUUCUUACGACAAUGAGGGAGUGGCAAUCUUUGCGUUACUACUCACUUUCUAUUUGUUUAUUAAAGCAGUGAAUACUGGGUCCCUUGCUUGGGCUUUGGCUUCAGCUUUCGGGUACUUUUACAUGGUUUCUGCAUGGGGUGGAUAUGUCUUUAUCAUUAAUUUGAUCCCGCUUUAUGUUAUGGUUCUUCUGAUUACUGGGAGAUACUCGAUGAGAUUGUACGUAGCUUAUAAUUGCAUGUAUGUGCUGGGAAUGCUGCUUGCUAUGCAGAUCCGGUUUGUUGGGUUUCAGCAUGUACAGUCAGGGGAACAUAUGGCAGCAAUGGGCGUGUUCUUCUUGAUGCAGGUAUUUUACUUCUUGGAUUGGGUUAAGCACCUGCUAGGUGAUGCAAAAUUAUUUCAAGCUUUCUUGAGGAUCACUGUGACAUGUACAGUAGGUUUGGGUGCUCUUGCUCUUGGAGUUGGCAUGGCAUCUGGGUAUAUCUCUCCAUGGACUGGUCGUUUUUACUCUUUACUUGAUCCAACAUAUGCAAAGGAUCACAUCCCAAUUAUAGCAUCUGUCUCUGAGCAUCAGCCAACAGCAUGGUCCUCUUUCAUGUUUGACUUUCACAUCCAGCUUUUCCUUUUUCCAGCCGGCCUGUACUUUUGUUUCAAGCGGUUGUCGGAUGCCACAAUAUUUAUAGUUAUGUAUGGUCUCACAAGCAUGUAUUUUGCUGGUGUAAUGGUUCGGUUAAUUCUUGUUGCUGCACCUGCAGUAUGCCUUGUCAGUGCAAUUGCGGUAUCUGCCACUAUAAAGAACUUGAGCUCACUGGUACGGAUGAAGAGCAAGUCUCAACCAACUGGCUCUAUCAAAGGAACUAGCAGCAUGAAGGCUUCUUACAAGGCAUCGCUGGAUCAGUCCCUGCCUUUCCAAGGAAAUGGUGCUAUUGCAUUACUUCUAGGAGCUUUUUAUUUGCUAAGUAGAUAUGUUACCCAUUGCACCUGGGUCACAUCAGAGGCAUAUUCUUCUCCUUCUAUAGUCUUGGCUGCAAGGAGUGCCCAUGGUGGCAGGGUUAUUUUUGAUGAUUACCGUGAGGCAUACUUCUGGCUUCGUCAGAAUACUCCUCCAGAUGCUAAAGUGAUGUCCUGGUGGGAUUAUGGCUACCAGAUAACUGCCAUGGGGAAUAGAACUGUUAUUGUAGACAACAACACAUGGAACAAUACACACAUUGCCACUGUAGGACGUGCAAUGUCAUCUUAUGAGGAUGAAGCAUAUGAGAUAAUGAGAUCGCUGGAUGUGGAUUAUGUGCUUGUUGUAUUUGGAGGUGUUACUGGAUAUUCUUCUGAUGACAUCAACAAAUUUUUGUGGAUGGUUCGGAUUGGAGGUGGCGUUUUCCCUGUCAUCAAGGAACCUGAUUACCUUGUUAAUGGAGAGUAUCGUGUUGACAAGGGUGCAGCGCCCAAGAUGUUGAACUGUCUCAUGUACAAACUUUCCUACUAUCGAUUUGGAGAGCUGACAACAGAGUAUGGCAAGCCUCCUGGAUACGAUCGUGCAAGGGGGGUCGAAAUUGGAAAUAAGGACAUUAAGCUAGAGUAUCUGGAAGAGGCUUUCACGACGUCCAACUGGAUUGUUCGAAUUUACAAGGUCAAGUCACCUAGUAAUAGGUGGUGAGAUACAUAUAAUUUUCUCAUUUCUCUCACUGAUGUAUUAGGCGGGACAGGAGGAGAAUGCUGUAGAUGUAUUGAGCUCUAAUUUUGGAAUAAUUUAUGUUCUAGACUUCUAGCAACAGUUUUAGGAAGACAAAUGAACCACACUUGGCCAGGUAAGGCAGCUCUUUUUUUCUGUUAAAAUGCCCGAAAAGAACAAGUUGCUAGCUAUUUAUUACUGUCAUUGUCGUCCCUUGGCAUCA